GAUGUUUUGUUCCUUAUCGCAUUCACAUUCAAUCUCAUUUUCUAUAUCAAAAUUGGUUAAAAUUGCAAAUUGUUCCAAAAGUACUCCGCCAUGAAUAUUGGCGCAACUUGUUCCUUAAAAUUUUACUAUGAUUCUAGUUUAAUACAUGAUCUUUCAUCCCAAAGGAUGAUAACAACUAAACAAGAAUCAUGGUUAUAUAAUAUACAAGUGUAACCUUCUACACCUAAUCUCCAUUCAUGCAAUGUUUGUUUUGAUACCACUGUUGUAUCAUUUGAUACUGGCAUUACACACUUGAACAUACUGCCCUUCCAUUGUCUCAAAUUUUAGAUCGAGAUGUUAAACCUUCUAUUUGUUCAAAUAAAACUCCCUGCACUAUUUUUCCUUUAGCUAAACCAAGGAAAAUUCCUUUCUCUUCAGUGUUUCACAUUCAUAAACCUUGUUUGAACUUUUACACAUUGACAUCUAGGGUCCUUACUAUACUCUCAUACCGUAGAUGGUUUUCGUUAUUUUCUUACUUGUGUAGAUGAUCGUUCUCGUCAUACUUGGAUAUUAAUGUGGGCUUGAUUUGUGAAUCCAAGAGUGCCCCAUUCAAGCUGAACAUGGGAGACGAGUCAUGGAAAGAAGGAGGAAAGAUAUUUGUAGAAAUGAUUAAGUGUGGAAACAGUCAUGAGCAACUCACUUUGAACUUCUAUUCAACCAGCCUGAAAGCUCUUCGAGUGCAACCAGGAGCCGAGAAUGAGAGUGAGAGAACUACAAACAUUGGUUAGCUGGUUGAAUGAUCCUAAGGUGUCCUACGAGGGUGUCAAAGUGGCUAUGUAGGUUGCUUUGGUUGCUUGGGAAGGAAGGCAACUUACUUACUCUAGAAGAUUGUUUGUUCUUUCCUUUUUCAAAUUGGAUUCUGUUCAAAUUGUUAUAGCUUAGUUUCCUUAUUUGAGUUGUAGUCGAAUUAGGAGUAGAAGUUAGUAUUUAAAGGCUUAAAGACCUGCGUUGUAAUUCAUUGAAGUUUUAUUAAAAGAACCCUUUUGUUCAUAGAUUUUUUGUGAUCUUGAAUUGUCCUUGUUGACUGGAUUGAAUCCAGCGACAAGCGAGUUCAGCAUCAAUUGAGAUCCCCCUCAAUUGUGGUCAAGUGCCUACCAAAAACCGAUUGAUUCUCUUCCCGAAUUUGGUGUGAAGUUACACCUUCGAACCAUCCUCCUCACAACCUUCUUUGUUUUUCUUCGAGAGGGUUCAACCUAAGCAAACUUAAGGUUGUUCAUCAAAGCUCGAGGGUGAGCUUACAUCAUGUGGCAUCACGAGUCUGGUUCUAAAUAGUGGACAAGAUGAGGAAGAAGAAGCAGAAUUUACCUGUUGCUGCAAUAAUGCGAGCAAAGGAUCCCAUUGCAAAAAUAAUGCUAGAGACAGAAUCCUUGAAAGAGGAGGAAACUUCAAUUAACGAGAUACUAAGGACCGAAGAGAAGAUCAACGUCUCCAAACUCCUCAAAACAAUCAUGGUGCAGCUGAAUGUCACGCUUCAGGCACAAUUCGAUCAGAUUAAUCGUCACCUGGAUGAACUAAAGACAUCGACAAGCAACCCUUUUCUGACAGAAAGAGUUGCAGAGUACGUCCCAAAUCUGGAAGGCAAUCGAGUUUAGACUGCCCCAACUGGCACUUUCCCAGAGCUGGAUGAUAGAAUCCGCAAUCUGGAACAAAGAUUUAUCAUCGCCGAAGGAAAUCUGUAACCCCUCAACCACAAAUUUCCCAGCCAUAACAAUAUGCCACCGGAGGUAGGGCAAGAGGUUGUAGUGGUAGACCUCAAAGGAAUCAAACUUUCGAUUUCUUCCUUCGUAGGGUCCAACAAUGACUCUGCCUACUUAGAUUGGGAGAGAAAAAUAGUUAUCUUCUUCCAAUGUGGCAAUUACACAGAGUAACAGAAGGUCUCACUUGCCACCUACCAGUUUACGGACUACGCAUUGGUGUGGUGAGAGAAGGUGCAGCUUCGACGACGAAGAAACCUCCAGCAUGUUGUAACGAUUUGGGACGAGCUGUGAAGUUUGAUGCGAUACCGACUCGUGCCCGGGUAUUACUAAUGGGAGCUCUUCAAAUCCCGACAAGGAAUUCGACAGGGUUCGAGAUCAGUUGACAAGUACUACAAAGAGCUAGAAAUGCUUUUAAUGAGAGUCGAUGCCCGGGAAGACAGAGAGGCCAAAAUUUCAAGAUUCUCGCACGGCUUGAAUCGAGAAAUCAGGUAUGAGGUGGAACAAAGUAGCCACCUAUAUGGUUAGCAUACACCUGCGCAUACGCUUAUCUUAGCGUACGCCCCUUGAGUUUUUUUUUAUUUAGACAAUGAAUUAACUGUAGUUUGGGGCAUGAUACUAUAUCCUAAUCUCUAAUGGGUGAACCAUAAUCCACAUUUCUCUGACCCAAAGUAUAAGAUUCAUUUAAUCUUAAAAUGAAAAUCAACGAUUAUGAUUCGUCGAAUUUACCAUUGAUUUUCAUUUUAAGAUUAAACGAAUCUUAUGGUUUGAGUUAGAAAUUUAGAGACUGGGAUUCAUAGUCUAAAUAACAAAACUCGACGGGUAUAUGAUAAGGUAAGCAUACGGACGUCAGACUAGCGUAUGCCAGACCUAUGCUUACCUAAGACAUAUAGCUUACAACCAAACAUACACAAUAUAUAUUUAGUGAUGGCAAUGGAACGAGGUGGGGUGGGUACCUCAAUUCCCAUGCCCCGCCCCACGCUACUACGAGUCGGGGCCAUAAAUACUCAUAGUACCUAGCAAAAUGCAGCCUAGGUCUAACAUGUACUCCACUGAGAGAUGGACAAUUGAUUGGGAGUGCACAAAUUGCUAGACCAACGAUUUCUUCAUCCAAUAAACAAGAUUAUAUUUGGAGGAAAAUUAAGAAAAAGGUGUGCAUGGUGGGGAUCGUAUCGCACUCACUCCACCAAAUAUGAAACUAGUGGACUCAUGAAACUAACCGAAAGAUAACAAACAAACAACACAGAAAAGCAACUAUGCUCAGAUGCAAACAAAUUUCCCUUCUUCUCACUAUUAUUGUUAAAAUCUGAUUUAUUUCCCUUUAGGGUGGGUUUUCGUCGUUGUUAUAAUAAUGAAACCGAUCAACGGCUGUACCCAGGAGAACCACUUAAAAUAGUGAUUUGGUUUAUUUGGUGGAUGGUUAAAUAUGGACAGAAUAAUUUUAUAGCAGUUUGAUAUGAAACUAGAUGAAUCAUUCCGGUUUAAUUGGUCAAUUGAUUCAUUUUUUUAAUCAUAAAAAUUAGGAAAAAAUAUUUUAAUGUAAAUUAAGACCAGCCACUCUUAUUAGUGAUUUGAAUUUUAUUUGUUUUGCGGGAAUAUGAAAGUUCCAUCAACGAUUAUCUAAUGAUUUAUCAUUGAACCAUCGACAAUUAACUUUUCCAGUUCAGCAUCCGAUCCGAUUCUAGAAACAUAAUUUUUGUGAUAUGUUUCUAUGGACAAAUAAAAUAUUAUUUAAUUC
This is a messenger RNA of Linum trigynum, 3471 nucleotides long. The record is from the annotation of a GenBank genome assembly. NCBI's taxonomy places the organism in Eukaryota, Viridiplantae, Streptophyta, Magnoliopsida, Malpighiales, Linaceae.